CGUCGUGAUUUAUUUUAAUAUGAUUUUAUUGUAUUUCUACAUACGUGACUUUACCGAAAAAAACAAUGAGUCAUUUGCCAGGUUUGUGAAGGAGACUUCAAAGGUAAAACAUUCUCUCCAUAAUUGAGUAAUACCAUUAAAAAAACACUUUUUUAUAUUAACUUUCCAUGCAUGCUCCGUAAAUGCAUGCACUUAUAUAUUUAUUUGCCUGUAAUAAAUUCAUUGAGCACGCUGCUCCAACUCGUCAUCAACGGUGCGCUUUGCCACCAUUUUGCAGCACCUCCCACGAGAUCACAGGUCCCGGUGGCAUGCCAUGAGGAUGCUCGCCAUCAUCUCCAUCCUGUUCAUCGUGCUGUCCACGAUCGCGCUGUCGCUCAACACACUGCCCGAGCUGCAGCACAAGGACGAGUACGGCCACUUCACGGACAACCCGAGCCUGGCGCACGUCGAGGCCGUGUGCAUCGCGUGGUUCACCACCGAGUACAUGUUGCGCUUCCUCUCCUCACCCAACAAAUGGAAGUUCUUCAAAGGUGCUCUCAACGUAAUUGACCUGCUCGCCAUCCUGCCCUACUACAUCACCAUCUUCCUCACCGAAUCCAACAAGAGUGUGCUGCAGUUCCAGAAUGUGCGUCGCGUCGUCCAGAUCUUCAGAAUCAUGAGGAUCUUGAGGAUCCUCAAGCUGGCUCGCCACUCAACAGGCCUGCAGUCACUGGGGUUCACGCUGCGCCGCAGCUACAACGAGCUCGGCCUGCUCAUCCUCUUCCUCGCCAUGGGCAUCAUGAUCUUCUCCAGCCUCGUCUUCUUUGCCGAGAAGGAUGAGCAAGACACCAAGUUUAAGAGCAUCCCGGCAUCCUUCUGGUGGGCAACCAUCACCAUGACCACGGUGGGCUACGGGGACAUCUACCCACAGACGCUGCUCGGCAAGAUCGUGGGUGGCCUUUGCUGCAUCGCGGGCGUGCUCGUCAUCGCCCUGCCCAUCCCCAUCAUCGUCAACAACUUCAGCGAGUUCUACAAGGAACAGAAGCGGCAGGAGAAGGCGGUGAAACGGCGCGAAGCGCUCGAGCGUGCCAAGCGCAACGGCAGCAUCGUGUCAAUGAACUCUAAGGAGGCAUGCGCCCGUGGCCUGGAGCUGUCCGACAUGUCUCAGCAUCACGGCUCCAGCAUCGAGGUGCACAAGGAGAAGGAGGCCGAUGCUCUGCAGCAGCAGCAAUGCUCGCCGGGCCGCUGGAAAUGGGGGCGUCGCUCCGUGACCUCCCUCGUGGAGACUGGCUCAGUCAAAUCCCUCGAGCUCAAGACGAGCGAGUCACCCAGCCCGCGGGAAAAGCGGGCUACGGCAGCGACCGAUAACGUGGAGGCGGUGGCUGCGGCAUCGACCGGCUUUGCUGGCACCACCUCGAACCCAGUGCCCGGAGACUCACAAAGGCUGAGCGUGGAGCGGUUGGAGGAGAUGUUCGACGAGAUGGCAAAGUCUCGGCCCCCUGUGGACCCGAUGACCCUGUCCGCGAGCUCAGGGGAGUGGCCUCCAAUGGCCGCAGAGGGGCGGACGGGCCCACUGCCCACCGUCUCCUCGGACUUGCACUUCCAGGGGCUGACAGGCAGCACGGGCAGCGAGCAGCACCCAGAGAUGCGAAGUUUCUCCAGCGUCGACAGCUUCACAAGCUGCACCUCCGAGUUCCUGGACAGUGACCGCCCACUCAGCUUCAUGUCCGGCCUGUCCGAAGUGGCUGGCGAUCCACGGCCCAAGCCCCUGCCCAUUAUCAGCGAGUGCGGCAAGGGUGUCACGCCAUGGACCAAGCCGCCGGCAGGGGUGCGGUCCAGCUGGCACGUCGGCGACGCGCACACGCCGCUCCAGCGUCAGCAGCACCACAGGGCUCCCUUCGGCAGCGCGCAGAGGGAGACCUGCGGCAGCAUCAGGAGCCGCCCCGUGUAUCCUGCUGCCACCGCCACGGCAAAACCGUGGAGCAACAAGGGCUGGAGCAGCCUGGCGGAGCUGAGCACGCAGCCGCUGGCACUGGGUGCCGUGGGGAAGGGUCUGUCUGGGUCGUCCCUCAGUGCCACGCAACCGGGUGUAAAUACGGCUGAGGCAGCCGCGAAGCGGCCCAACUCUGGCAUGCUGCCGACGAGGGAGAAUGAAGACAACAGCGCUGGCGGCACUGGGGACGGUGCGGCGAGACCGUCCAGUUCCCGCUUCUGCGACGACGGCGGUGCUGUCCCAGAAACCCGCGCGGCCUCCCAGGGGGAAGCAAACCACGUGGAGGCGGUUCUGCCUCCGGCCACCGCCCGCCGCUUCGAUGGCCACAUCGCGGAGCCCGGAUACGGACAGAACCACGUGCGUGCCACGUCGGCGCCGCUCGAUCACAAGGUGCUCCUGGCACCGGAGGGAGACGGCACCGAAGACGCAGAGGCGCUGUCCACCGUGUGUGAGACCAGCAUGUGAGAGCGCCCCCAUUCCUCCCAACGCGGGACGUGAAAACCAGCUCGGCGAGUGGUGGUGCCGCGCAACCAGCCAGCGGUGUAGAGAAGCUGAAUCGUUGCUGUCGUGCGUGGCGCGUGGCGGUUGGUGCCGUGCCGGCCGAGUGUGCGGGAGGUGCCGUGUGGGGCGAGUGUGCGGGAAGUGCCGGCGCAGCUGGAGGAGCAUGAUGGGUGCCGUUCCGUGGCGCGCGCACCGAAAGCCGAAUGAGACGCGAGAGCCCUCCCUGGGAACUGUGCCCCGGAGGAUGUUUUUGCUCGUGUUUUUCUCCCAUCUUCAUUCAAUUAUUUUUUUGUCCAUUCUGUUAAAUUCAGGGAUGCAGACAAACGGUGGGCAUUAUAUUAUGGGCAACCAGGUAACGUUCGGUUGGCUGCUGAUGCGAAAGAGGAAACGGCAAUGGAUGACUACAGUGGCGGAAAUAAAUCGUGUUUAAUUAAUCUUUAAUUAAUCUUACAAAUCCCGCGCAGUGAGCCGAUUGCGAUUAAUUAUCCCCAAAGUGAGACUGAGAGUGGUGUUUUCUGAUGGGAGGAUGGCAUCCUCGCCUCCCAAUAAGGCACGUAAUGUUGCCCGAUUACCGGCUUAAUCCUUGGAAACGCACGCCAUCACGACCCGUGCGUGGUUCCACGGUGCUGGAAGGGAAAACCUCUCGGGAAUUGAGAAAAUUAUUGCCACGCUAAUGAAGCUCGCAGCGAACAUUACGAGUUGCCGCUGUUGUCGCCCGCGUUUGUUUGCUUCACACUUGAGGAUGCUUAGUUUGUCGUGACAUGCCUUUUUGCUGGUUUGGAAUGACGACAGCGUGCAAUAACCAGGCCCGUCAGGAGGAAUAAAUGACACAAAAAACCUACUCCAGCCGCACAAAGCUCACGAGGAGAAUGUAAACACUCUACUUUUAUCAGCGGAGCUGCAAAUUAUGCAUAUGUAAAUGGGACAUUUCGGCUUUUUGUGUUGGUUUGUUUCAUUUCAUUGGUUCCGCAGAGAUACGCUGAAAACAAGCUUCGCAAGCAUUUGCGAAGCUUGUUUUCAUCCCUGGCCAUCGCUGGCAGAUGGGAAUGAAAAUUGACCGGAGCAAGAAGCGAGCGAUCAGCCCUCUCCUCUUCUCAUUCCAUUCCUCAUCAGACAAAAAAGGAAGCACUUUGUGGAGGAUACGUUUUAUAAUAAACGAGAGUGAACGGCAAAUGGAAAAGCUUCCCGCAAGAUCUUCCCAGGAGUCCAGAUGAUCGGGUCCUGGAUAUUGCGUCCUCACUCUGUUACCACAAUGGUGGUUCAUCCGAAUACCAGUCGCAACGGGAGUUCCUGUAACAUUGUUAAAGUAACAAUCUCAUGCAUUGUUAAUGCCGGUUUUAAAUACUAGUUAUAAUGGUAUAAAAUGCAUCAACUGCCCUCCACAAACACACACACUUGUGCUCAGUCAUUCAGAUGCAUACACACACAUGCAUCUGUAUUCUCUAUCAAACGUGUACACAUAUAUACCCACACUCACAUUCGUGCGCGCUACCCCUCGUUCCAUCUCGACGCCCCCUCCACCAUCUCACACUGACCUAACGACCAUUUCCAUGGUCGCUUCACCUUCACAGCCGUUCACCGUCACGGCGGAGACGCGAAGCUCUGUCACCCGGCUAUGAAAACACAAACUCGCACCACAGACGCUCAGAUCCACGCGCAGGUUGCUUUCCGUUUGUCACGAUUUUUUAUUUUACUUUCCCUGCCCCCACAACAAAGCCGCCCCCUGCUCCGAGUAUGCUAUGCAGACGUCCCAUCCGCCUGUGGUCUCUGCAUGCUCACGGUUCACCUCGCCCAUCGCUUUCCGAGCUCUCGUCGAGACGACUUCGAUAACAGUGGCGGUGGUUGUGUUUCUUGGGGUGGUGUUUAUGCUAAUAAUGGUGAUGGUGGUGGUCAUAGUGGUGGUGAUGAUGAUGAUGUUGUGAAUGCCAAAAGAGAAAACCGAACAAAAAGGUAAAAAAAAGCCUGCCAAAUAUAAGGGGUAGGAGGAGUACACGAGGCCACCACCCCUGACCGCGAUCCCAACCCCAGACCCAAACUGCACUGCCAAAAUAAACGUGAGCCCAACUCUUCAUGCGAACUAGCUAACCACACUUAUACAGUAGCCCUGCCCAGAGCCUAAGCACGAAAGUCAACUAGACUCAACACCUGCUCCCAACCCUAACCACACUAACCAGAUACCACCUCUAAACAUAAUCACACUCUAUCCAAACGCUUGCCCUAACCAGUAACCCUAAACAGUCCCAAGCACUAGCUCUACCCAUAACCCUACCCAUAACCCUUAGCACGCUGGCCAAGCAGCCCCAAACAAUACUCCUAUUCCUUACCCCAACCACACUUGCUAACAUAACUCUCUCUAGUCCUAAGCACACUAACCAACAAGCCUCUAACAUUAGACCAGCCCCUAACCCUACCCACACUACCAGUCGUCUGGGACGCUCUUUCUGAAAUAAGUUCAACAUACAUACACGCAACCAGUCCCCAUCACUGGCCCUACCACUGAAACCAUUCCUGUCACUAGCCCCACAUCGGGGCUCUGCGCAAUCCCCUUGUCAGUUUUUAUUAUUUUUUCAGGUUUAGUUUUUACAUCGCUGGGAUGAAGGAAUCAUUGUAACCAGGGCAGAGUGGCUGUGACAGGAGUGACACCGCCGUAUCCUUGUACACAGAUAGGCGGUUAAGACUUCUUACCCCUCGCCAUAAUGCAGUUGUGAAGUCUGCAGAAUUUUGCGACGUGAUAAUGACAAACUGUAAACCAAUAACAGCAGCCACAAGAUACAGCUGCGAUGCGCAAUUAACGACAUGUAAUGGGCAAAGUGAUUUCCGAUCCAAUCGAGCUGGCAGGAGUAGGUGUCUGAUAGGCCAUCUUGCAGAGUUUUGAGUUCUGUCCCAUUGUACGGGUGAGCACAGUGGUCUCCUGCCACGCCCAAAAACUCGAGGCAAUUGGCCAAACAUCCCAAUGCAGAAACCUUGAGACACAUCAGAGGCUUUUUCCAGGAAUAACAAAAUGAAUGAUCAAACACGAGUGCAAUAUGAGCCAAUAUGAAAAUACUGGGCUGAAAAGUUACUGAUAGUAAACGGUCGUUUAAAUAAAAAAUCAGGAAGACACUGCAAAGAUUUGGUGGCCUACAGCCAGCCAAUAGAACAAUGAGAGUUGUAGCGAAUGAACGGUCCGACUCGCCUUACAGCUGGACGAGGGAGGUAGCGAAUUGAGUACAUGGCUGUGUGCGAUACGGGACACAGGGUAGGGUGCAAUAACGUAUCGCGCGAUUAUCCGAGAGAUUAUUGACCUUUACAUAACGUGCAAGUCAGCAUUUCUCGGCGAGAAGCAAGUGAUUUUUAGCCGUGUCUGUCCUUUUUUUUGUCAUCGCCCGUAUCAAACUAGAGCCGUGUUUUAAAUACUCGUAAAUACAAUGGGCGCAGAGUGCGGGUGUAUAGACGCGAUGCGUCCUGUCUGUCUGUGUGCUGCUCGUGCGUGUCUCUCUGGGCUUGUCCCGAUGUCUCCGGUGUAGCCUGCACGUGUCCGCAUGUCUCCCUGUCCCCAUGCCACACCUUGCUGUGACGGUGAAAGAUUUGUUUUAAGUCUUCCCAGUGCAAAUCCCAGCUGUGCCCGUGAGCGAGUAAGCGAGGUUUAGGCGGGCAGCUGCUGGUAACCCGGUUUAAUCACCACCGACAAAAUCACCGACUUCUCAUUGAGGCAAAAGUAAACGUACGGCCCUACGCCUGCUCGCGCACACCACUGCUCAAGCGAACUCUCGAUGGCACUUGGUCUACUCGUCCACGUUGACCGCGCGUCUUGAAAAAGUUGGGUGUACCCACAUUUUACCUCGCCACAUGCGAAUCGACGAACAGUCGUGCAUCCAUUUAUUAUGCUGGGUGGAGGGAUUUGCGAAAUCCGCACCAAUAUUUCAGCUGCCGCGCCAGGAGAUGAAAUUAAAUUGGUGACCUCUGGAUUGCAAAAAAACUCUCAAAUUCGUCAAUAACACUGCCUUUAAAUAAAAAAAAUAUAUAAUAGAGACCUGGAAGAGGAUGGUCGGAGACUGUUAGGGCAUAUCUUGAAUGUUACGCGUCGACUGUGGUGAAGUUGCGGGAUCUGGCGAAGGGGAGAGAGCGUUGGCAGCAACGAGCUGGUGGUGGCAUCAGCGGCUUACCUCAUGAUCACAUCCCAUCUUGAUUGGUCACUUCUGGCGUAGUGUACAGUACUGCGAUUUAUGUCAGUCCUGUCGAUUUUACAAAUAACUUGUAUUGAAAUAAACAGCACUUAUUGGAAUUAAAAUUCUGCUUGCAAAGCCAGCAAAAGUUCCCUCCAUGGCAGAAUACCGUAUUUUGCGCCAGCGAACUGGUCUACUCGUAUCGGCAAACUCGUUGUGAUCAGGGCAGCAGGGACCGUGUUGUCGCACCUGCAACCACUUCACGCAGCCUCCUCCCUCCUCGCUAGAUGAGUGGACGUCCCUGGAAUUUCAGCGAUGGCUUAUUCCAAUUCUCUCAUGAACUUUGCAUAGUGUGUAUAUAUACAUAUCUGUCUCUACACGCGUAUUAUGAUCAUUAUUUAUUUUUGUUUUCAAUUGUGCGUCAUCGCUCGAGUCUCCUGCCGCAUGUUUUCACCUCCGCUGCAAGGACUUCCAACGGUGGGUCUCAACCUAACCAGCGCACGCGUGCGUGCGUGGACCUGUACAUACCCGUGACCUGCCAAGACGACCACCCCUCCUAGCCCCGCGCUUGCGCUCGGCAGGCGCUCGUGGCGGAGGUGCCCCACCUCGGGAGCUCACCAGCGCGCCAGGGCGGCAAACGGACGUGGGUCAGAACCUGAACUCUCAGCCUCAAUCACCGCUCAUCUGCAAGGCUGCUUUCGAGUCCCUGCCGAUGACUCAACUACUCACCCACCCACCCACCCUGGUCCUUGGAGUGGUGCGAAAUAUGCUCAACCUGGCUGCUUUAUAUCACAACCUCCGUACAGGAAAGAAAUUGGGAGGGCAUCGCCCCCCAACCACAACUGGGGCAGUGCACAAUUAAACACUCGGAGUGGCGUGCCACCCACGCUAGACCGACAAAGCGAAGACUUGUGGGCCAAGGGCGAAACGAUGGUCGGCUCGUGGUUGGCGGACGCAGGACAGACUCUCAUUGCCUGACAGGAGCGAGGCGACGCCGUUAGCUCGCGGCUUCUUGCGGCGUGGCACUGGGACGGGCAUUUGUGAGGCUGUUCAUUGGUAAUGCAAUGUACUAAUGAAUGUCUGAAUGUAAAGGCACAGACUAUUUAAAGUAUUAUUGUACAGGAAUAAAUACUAAAACAAUCAACAGAGGCCAAUGUAUGAAACGGUAAAGAGACAAUAUGUACUAUACAGAGUGAAAUUAUUAUAGUUGUGUAAUUUAUAAAACUAAUACGAUAAUUUAUAAACUGGGCAAUUACCAAUUUUGCACCUUACGUGAACCCUUCCCCCUCCCCCAAUGGUGGAUGUUCUCUGUUCGCUGUGCAUUGCUGUUCUGUUUGGGCCAUGCACGUGGACACGAGCUCGUGAGAGUGUCAGUGGGGAAUUUGCUUCAACUUUCUCCAUUUUUAAAAGCAAUAACGUGUUCUUUUCCCGUUUUGGCUUUCGUUCACUGUCAAUGUGCCACUCGGCAAGGUGCAUUCCUCCUCCUUUUAACGGCUGUCAUCUCCGCGUCGUGAUCCCCCAUCUCCCGUCCUCCGCCUCGUUAUAUGUGCCUGCUCGCCACGGCGUCCGUAACACAGCGUAGACUGCCGCUGGCGAGGUUGGUUCUUCCUCAGAUCUAGGUUGAGGAGGGUAAACAAACUCCACUCUGGGUUUCCCGGCCUCGGGUGAUAACGCGUGUAUGGCGGAUCGACUGAGAAAAUAGAAUUCCGAAAACUGGCAGUGGCUUCGUCAUCAUAGGUGCUUUCUCAGAGACCCGUAGGCUCACAUAGAGAUAGAUUCACACAGGACUCACUCA
Petromyzon marinus (sea lamprey) is the source of this 8413-nucleotide messenger RNA. NCBI's taxonomy places the organism in Eukaryota, Metazoa, Chordata, Hyperoartia, Petromyzontiformes, Petromyzontidae. The record is from RefSeq and is a predicted model, not a curated record.